CCUCAAGAUCUGGAGCAGUCCCUACUAGCCAAGCUGAUAAUGACUCCAGAAAUCCCCCCCGAUGUGGUUCUGGACAGACGCCUUUGCAGUUUACCACCACUGGAGAGAGGUUGUUUGGUGGGAGUCUUUGUGGAACUCAUCGUCUCUCCUAGCCAGUUCUACAUCCGCAUCUGCAGCCAGGAAAUGUCUGAUAAACUGCGGGAUAUGAUGAUCGAGAUGAGACACUGUUACUCAAACAAACUUGUUUCUGACCGUUACAUCAUGCCCGAGUCUUCAGUACAGCCUGGACAGCUUUGCUGUGUAACGGACUCGAAGUGGUGGUACCGCGUUAUCAUCCACCGUGUGAUCAACGACCGGGAAGUAGAGGUGUUCUACCCAGACUACGGAAACCUUGAAAUCGUCCGCAAGUCUUUGCUGAGAUUCCUCAAGUGGUGCUACUUGAAACUCCCCGCUCAGGCCAUCCCGUGUUCCUUGGCGUGGGUAAAACCCGUGGAGGGUGUGUGGUCCAACGCAGCAACCCUCCUCUUCAAGAAGCUGUGUGUCUCCAAGCUGCUCGUGGGCAUCGUGGAUGAGUACGUGAACGGCAUUUUGCAUCUCUUCCUGUGUGACACGUCCACCAAGGAGGAUAUCUACUUCCACUGCGUCUUGAGGGAUGGGGGGUGCGCCGAUGUCUGCGGAGAGAACCUUCCUUCCCAGGGAUUCCAGGAACUGAAUCCCUCGGCCUUGUAUGUUCAGCCCAGUGGAAAGCAGGAGAACACUGAGCUGGUAGAGCCAGACGUUUGCUUGCAGCAGGAAUCUCUGGAUGUAGACAGUGAAAGAGCACCCUCAAAGCUGGAUGGGGAUGAACUGUGUGGCCAG
Eurypyga helias (sunbittern) is the source of this 858-nucleotide messenger RNA. It is a transcript of the gene TDRD5, whose product is annotated as tudor domain containing 5. The annotation marks the transcript as partial. Gene Ontology annotation, biological process: spermatogenesis. The record is from RefSeq and is a predicted model, not a curated record. Lineage: Eukaryota; Metazoa; Chordata; Aves; Eurypygiformes; Eurypygidae. The transcript is spliced from 5 exons.